This is a messenger RNA of Misgurnus anguillicaudatus (oriental weatherfish), 2748 nucleotides long. The record is from RefSeq and is a predicted model, not a curated record. Lineage: Eukaryota; Metazoa; Chordata; Actinopteri; Cypriniformes; Cobitidae.
CCCGCUCAGCUUUACGGCAGAUAAUAGGCCAGUGUGGAGUGUACUGAGUAAUGGCAGGAACAGACACGAGAUAGUCCACGAACUUUCUUUUAUUUCUACAGUUAUCGGAUACCAGCAGCCGGACGGACGACUGUCUUUGCCGUCGUUAGCUGUGAGAGGCCGAUUCCGACCCCGUUUCUCUCAUCAUAUUAACUGUAUGCAGUGGAAUGGCUGAAGUGCCGCCUGGGCCUAACGCACUGCCUUCAUCCCCGAGCGAGAUCACAUCACUGCCCGUGGACGGCUGCACCUUACUGGGGAACGAUGGGGGACUGGACAUCAUCACCCCCGGCCCAGGACCAUACCAGCACGCCAACGACCACAAGACGAUCGUUAAAUCCAACCAGAACAACAUGCAUCCCAACGCAUCAGGCGCCCAGUUUCACUCAGCCCAGCUGAACGGAGUCCAGUGCAACCACACUCACCUCCAGAACCACGUCCAACACCGGGCGACCGACAAUCAAACCGGCGCUUCUGAUCAUCAUUUGGGCGGCACCGGUGAAACACAAGGCGAUUAUACGGAGAAAAACAAUUGUUCGAGAAGUAAACGUUGUAUCGAUAAAUCACAGAACCAGCCGCCGCCGAACAACGGGAUAAAUUGCACUGAUGGUAUGGCUAUAACGGAGUGCGGUUCUUGUCAACCGGAGAGUGGUGUAAGUAGCAGGACUGGCUCUAAAGAUCAGGGUCAAGUGGCGAUGGACGGGGUCGAGCCAGGCCCGGGCCCGCACGGCGCUGGAGUAGAGCAUGCGGCGGCCACUGACAGCUCUCCGGUCGCGGAGAUGUCGAGACUCGCGCUGGAAGAACACGACGAGUCCAUCAGAUACGUGAGAUACGAGUCUGAGCUACAGAUGCCUGAUAUUAUCCGCCUUAUUACUAAAGACUUGUCUGAGCCCUACUCCAUAUACACCUAUAGGUACUUUAUUCACAACUGGCCUCAGCUCUGCUUUCUGGCCAUGGUUGAAAAAGACUGUGUUGGUGCCAUUGUAUGUAAGCUAGACAUGCAUAAGAAGAUGUUUCGUCGUGGAUACAUUGCCAUGCUCGCCGUGGACUCCAAAUUUCGCAGGAAAGGCAUUGGCACAAACUUGGUAAAAAAGGCCAUCUAUGCCAUGGUGGAAGGGGAUUGCGAUGAGAAAUAAACCUCAAACUGAUGCACUUCUCAUUUUUGCACUGAUUUAAACGGGUGAAAUUCCCUUUUGUGCCACUGCCUUAGUUAAACAGUAGGGGGCAGCAUAUAGAUCUUACCAGCUCAGUUCUAUAGUGCUAUAUAGUAAACAUGCUUAUUGGAUACAAGAGACCGAUUGGGCCUGGUUUAUGAGACGUGAAAAGAUUGAGGUCUAUUGAUCAUUUGCAACACAACAUUUUAAAUUUAAAAAUGUAAAAUUUCUCUGUAAAGGGUGGAAAAUGAAGGUGGUUCUAGAUGUUUUUAUUGGAUUGUAUUUAACAGUAGUGUGCUGUGGCAGGUUGUACCAUCACUCACCCGCAUUGUAAAGUAUAUGUCUAUGUCAAAGAAAAUUAUUAGUUUGUGUUUCCAUUCAUUGCCCAUGGACCCCUUGUUGCUUUGCUGCUGGCUCAUGAGUUCUUGGAAACCAUUGCAUUUGUUUUUUUUUCUGGUUUGAGUGGGAAACAGGUUUUUGAUUUGCUUAAUGUACAUAUGGACAUUUGCUUUGUGUCGUUUUCGAAUUAUCAUUGAAGUUUUCCCCCACAGAGCUGCUGUGCUCCAUUGUUGAUAAAAAUGAACAUGUUGCUAUAUAAAUUGCAUUCACCGGUUUUGCUGAUGGAUGAUUGAGAGAAAUUUAUGCAUCUUUGAUUGUUUUCUGUUUUGUUUCGAUUUAGUUUUUUUAGCCCAAUUGUAGUACAUCUUUCGCAUCCCCACAGAAAACCCUGAACAUGCCAGUUUGGCUCAGAUGUUUGGUUUCUGUUCAGUUUGGUUUCUUUCUGUCCGUCUUUUAAGGACCCAGUGGUUGUUAUAAACCACAGUAUAAUUUAGAGCCAUUUAAAUCCUUGUUUGUAUUUCAUUUAUGGACUUCUGUAAAUUGAAAGGCAAGCUUGAUUUGCUACCAUCUCAAAUAUUAGAUGGCAGAUGUAAGUUUAAUGUUAAGUAAAUUCGAUUACAAAUUUGUCACCAGAUGCCAACCUAGACAGGCUGUAGUGCUUUUUUGGCUACCAGUCAUUUGCCAUCCUUUGCUACCCAUAUGGGUUGAUUGCUUCUUUUUUAAAAUUGUAGUUGGCAUGACUCUGAUCAUGGUUUUUGCACUGCCAUUUUUUGACUUUGAUGGGCUGCUUACAGUAAUAAACCACAAAGGUCCAUAAACAUUAUUACCGUAUUGAUCAGCUGGCAGGUUCUAGCUGGGUAAGAUGACGUGGACGCUAAUUUGACAGACUUCAGACUGCAUCGGGGAAUCAUUCUAUAAGGGGACUCAUUUUGAAUCUGCACUUGUGGCUAACUCUCUCACCAUCUCAAAAGGUGAAAUUUACGUUGUAGUUGGUGUUGCUCUUGUACUUUCAACUGAUGAUCUGGACAAGCGUGACCUGCACCUCAACUUGGAUCCAUUCUGUUGGGGAGAGGAGAAACUGUUUGCAUGUUGAUGACAUUUUUCUCCACCCCUUCUUCUCCCACUUUCAAAAUGUCUAGCGAAGUUUCUUUGUUUUCAAGUGGACAACAGACCUGGUUUAAAAAUUAUAAAUAAAUUAUUUGAUUUUUAAACAAAAUAA